AUGGAGGAUUCAAUAGAACAUCCUCGUAUAUCAACCAAUGCAAUAACUGUUAUUGGAAAUAUCUAUCAUCCUAUUUGGUCUUAUCUAGCAUUCAUUUGGCUUGGUGUUGGUGUUACGUUACCAUUUCAUUUUUUCAUUAUAGCUGAUCCAUAUUUUCGUUAUAAACUACAUGAUUCAACUGAAUUCAAUGACUCAAUAUCGACUCUUGCAUUAUCCUAUGAAAAUAUUGUUACAUUAUGCUCAUCGUCGACAAAUUUAAUAACGAUAAUAUUAGUUACAUUUUUAUUUGUUCCAUAUAUUCAUAAACGUCGAAUAUAUACAUCUUUCAGUGUUAUAAUAAUCUGUCUUAUAAUUUGUUUGUCGUUUACAUUCGUUGAUGUUACACGAUGGCGUUUAUUGUUCUUUAUUUUAACAAUGAUACUUGUUGGGAUACAAAGUAUUUGUAGUGCUGUUGCACUUAAUUGUUUCGUUUCAUUAGCAUCAACAUUACCGAGUCGAUAUAUUCAAGGUUUUGUUUCUGGUCAAGCUCUUGGUGGUCUAUUUAUAAUUAUAUCUUCAAUAGUAUCAAUAUUGAUUUCAAGUAACGAAUCAAUAUCGGCAGCUAUUUAUUUUAUUAUUGCAAUAUUAGUUAUAAUAUCAAAUAUUAUAAUAUAUUAUUUUCUUGAAAAAUCUCAUUUAUUUCAAAUAUAUUCAUCGUCAAUACGAGAAAUUAAUAAUCGAUAUGAAGCAUUAUAUCACGAAUCAUUAUCAAUAUCAUCGAAUCAUAAUGAUAAUCAGUUCUCAAGUUUAACAUCACUAGGAAUACGUCCACGUUUAUUGGUUGCGUAUAAAUACACGAAAUGGAAUUUUUGUGGAAUAUUUUUAACAUUUGUAUCAACAUUAUCACUUUUCCCCGCAUAUCUAUCGAAGAUUCAGCCAUCUUAUCCGUCAAUAAAUUAUCCAAAUAAAUUAUGGAAUGGUCGAUUAUAUGCACAAAUAAUGACAUUUCUUCUAUUUUAUGUCGGUGAUACAUUUGGCCGUGUGAUAUCAUUAAAAGUGCGCAUACCAUCAUUAUUAUAUCCACGUGUUUUAUUUUGCAUAUGUUUAUCAAGAUUUUUGUUCAUAAUUCUAUUUGCUUUUUGUCAUUUUCCGAAUAGAAAUGGUUUUCCAUAUUUAUUUCAAAAUGACUUUAUUUAUGCUUUAUUAGUGUUACUUUUCUCUGUAUCACAUGGAUAUUGUAAUUCAAUUAAUAUGAUAUAUGCACCGAGAAGAGUACAUGAACAAUUAAGUAGUACUGUUGGAGCACUAAUGAUGAUGGCACUUACGUCGGGAACGUUUGUUGGUUCAUUAUUAUCUUACGGUAUUGUGGCUAUGUAUGGCAAUAAUAAACCGUCGAGUAUUCUGCAUAUUCAAUAA
Rotaria socialis is the source of this 1395-nucleotide messenger RNA. The record is from the annotation of a GenBank genome assembly. NCBI's taxonomy places the organism in Eukaryota, Metazoa, Rotifera, Eurotatoria, Philodinida, Philodinidae.